AUGGAUUCUGACACUACAAAUAGAUUCAUCCCAGAAUAUCGUCGUACAAAUUUCAAGAAUAAAGGUCGUUUCCAAAGCGAUGAGUUGAGAAGACGGAGAGAAACUCAUCAAGUUGAUUUGAGAAAGCAGAAAAGAGAGGAGGUCUUAGCCAAGAGAAGAAACUUUCAAAAUGAAGGAAAUGAUUCUGAAGAUGAAGAUGAAUUUAAUGUACAAGCUAAUAAUGACGAGAGCCAAUUUUAUUCAAAGUUACAACAAGAUUUACCUAGAAUGGUUGAGAUGAUUCAGUCAUCCGAUUUUGAGAAUCAGCUAGGUGCUACAGUUAAAUUUCGUCAAAUAUUAUCUCGUGAGCACAAUCCUCCAAUAGACUUAGUGAUUCAGUCAGGUGUCAUUCCAACUUUAGUUGAAUUCAUGAAGGAAAGUCAUCCGGAUAUGUUACAAUUAGAGGCUGCUUGGGCCCUUACUAAUAUUGCUUCAGGUAAUUCUGAUCAGACCAGGGUGGUAGUUGAGUAUGGUGCUGUACCUUUAUUUGUUCAGUUAUUGUAUUCCCAAUCGCUUGAAGUCAAGGAGCAAGCCAUUUGGGCAUUGGGUAAUGUUGCCGGAGACUCUUCAGAGUAUCGAGAUUACGUGUUGGCAUGUAACGCUAUGAAUCCUGUUUUGUCCUUAUUCAACAGCACCAAGAUGUCUUUGAUAAGAACAGCAACUUGGACCUUAUCCAACUUAUGUAGGGGUAAAAACCCACAGCCUGAUUGGAACAUAGUUCAACAAGCAAUUCCAACAUUGGCUAAAUUGAUAUAUUCUGUUGACUCGGAGACAUUGGUCGAUGCUUGUUGGGCUGUUUCCUAUUUAUCAGAUGGCACAACAGAGGCGAUCCAAGCUGUCGUGGAUGCACGUAUUCCUCAUCGUCUCGUUGAAUUAUUAGGACACGAAUCCACUUUGGUUCAAACUCCGGCUUUGAGAGCAAUAGGAAAUAUUGUCACAGGUAAUGAUCUUCAAACACAAAUAGUAAUUAAUGCAGGAGUUUUACCUGCAUUGGCUCCUCUUUUGAAUUCGCCGAAGGAAACAAUUCGCAAAGAGGCUUGUUGGACCAUUUCUAAUAUCACUGCUGGAAAUACCGAUCAAAUACAGGCGGUUAUAGAUGCAAAUUUGAUUCCUCAGAUUAUCAGAUUGUUGAUUAAUGGUGACUACAAAACAAAAAAGGAGGCAUGUUGGGCAAUCUCCAAUGCAUCGUCUGGAGGCUUGACAAGGCCAGAUCAGAUACGUUACCUCGUGAGCCAAGGAUGUAUAAAGCCCUUAUGUGAUUUACUUGCCAUUGCUGAUUCUAAAAUAAUUGAGGUCACAUUGGACUCACUAGACAAUAUCUUAAAAAUGGGUGAAAUGGAUAAAGAAGCUCGCAAUACUACCGUUAACGAGAAUGCAUUAUACAUUGAAGAAGCGGGUGGUAUGGAGAAGAUUUUCGAAUGUCAGGCUAACGAAAAUGAAAAGAUAUACGAAAAGGCGUACCACAUCAUCGAAAAGUACUUCUCUGAAGAAGACGACCAGAUUGAUGAUGAAGGUGUGGCUCCUCAGGCAUAUGGCGAUGCCUUUGGAUUUGGGGUUAAUGCCAAUCAGCAACAAAACUUUCAAUUUUAA
Priceomyces carsonii is the source of this 1629-nucleotide messenger RNA. RefSeq names its product karyopherin alpha. The transcript has a single exon. Gene Ontology annotation, biological process: NLS-bearing protein import into nucleus. Gene Ontology annotation, cellular component: cytoplasm; nucleoplasm; nucleus. Gene Ontology annotation, molecular function: nuclear import signal receptor activity; protein binding. The coding region runs from base 1 to 1629 and encodes 542 amino acids. The record is from RefSeq and is a predicted model, not a curated record. Lineage: Eukaryota; Fungi; Ascomycota; Pichiomycetes; Serinales; Debaryomycetaceae.